GGGAUAAGAUCACUAGGAUGGUCUCACUUACGGUUGAUAUCGGUAACUUCCAUGAAGCAAAGCCAAAUCCGAUUGAGACAAUUUAAUAAAACACAUAUUCUUUAAAGACACACCACACCAACUAUAAAGUAUGAUGAUAUUUAUAACUUAACUAACACCUAUUCAUACACAUAGAAGGAGAGAAAGUGAGAGAGAUGAAUUCGAAGCUCCGGAGUCUGUGGAACCACCCGGCGGGGCCGAAGACGAUCCAUUUCUGGGCGCCGACGUUCAAGUGGGGGCUGAGCAUCGCCAACGUCUCGGACUUCUCGAAGCCCCCCGAGACGCUGUCGUACCCGCAGCAGACGGUGAUCGCCAUCUCGGGGGUCAUCUGGUCGCGCUACUGCUUCGUCAUCAAGCCGUGGAAUCUCAACCUCUUCGGCGUCAACUCCGCCAUGGCUUGCACCGGUCUCUAUCAGCUCUCCCGCAAGCUCCGCCACGACUACUCCGCCCCCUCCCCCGCCGUAGUAGACCAAUGAUCACCGGUGAUUUCUUUCAUUUUCUGUUAAAUAAAUUUGGCGCCUUAAAUUAGAUUUUAUUUAACCUGUAUGAAUUAUAUUAAAAUUAUGUCCACUUAGUUUAAUAUAAUGAUGAAUUUGUUGAAUUAUAAAAAUGGUUGGGUUUGGGAUAAUGAAAUUAAUAGGUGCGGUGAA
This is a messenger RNA of Salvia splendens (bonfire salvia), 689 nucleotides long. RefSeq names its product mitochondrial pyruvate carrier 4-like. The transcript has a single exon. Gene Ontology annotation, cellular component: mitochondrial inner membrane. Lineage: Eukaryota; Viridiplantae; Streptophyta; Magnoliopsida; Lamiales; Lamiaceae. Gene Ontology annotation, biological process: pyruvate import into mitochondria. The coding region runs from base 195 to 515 and encodes 106 amino acids. The record is from RefSeq and is a predicted model, not a curated record.